Messenger RNA from Paramormyrops kingsleyae, 1029 nucleotides. Its product is annotated as trace amine-associated receptor 1-like. Lineage: Eukaryota; Metazoa; Chordata; Actinopteri; Osteoglossiformes; Mormyridae. Gene Ontology annotation, cellular component: membrane. Gene Ontology annotation, biological process: G protein-coupled receptor signaling pathway. Gene Ontology annotation, molecular function: trace-amine receptor activity. The record is from RefSeq and is a predicted model, not a curated record.
AUGAACUUCAGCCGAGCUGAAAACAUGGUCCUUUGCUACGAGUCUUCGAACAAGUCCUGUCCUAAGCAUGUUUAUCCAGCCACCAUACGAGCACCUCUGUAUGUCUUUUUUGGGGCUGCCAUACUACUCACCGUGUUUGGAAAUCUUCUUGUCGUUUUUGCUAUAGCCCACUUCAAACAGCUGCACACUCCCACCAAUUACCUGGUCCUCUCCCUGGCUGUGACCGACCUUCUCCUGGGGGCAGUGGUCAUGCCCCCCAGCAUGGUGCGCUCAGUUGAGACCUGCUGGUAUUUGGGCAACUUCCUCUGUAAGAUCCACUCCAGCACGGACAUCAUGCUAUGCACUGCAUCCAUUUUACACCUGUCAUUCAUUUCUAUCGAUCGAUACUAUGCCAUUUGCCAGCCCCUCCUCUACCAGACUAAGAUCACAACCCCUGUCUCAGUGUUAAUGAUCUUGAUUAGCUGGACCCUCUCUGCUCUUGUUGGAUUUGGGAUGGUAUUUCUGGAACUGAAUAUCUGGGGCAUCGAGGAGUUCUAUCAUGAGAAGGUGUAUUGCUUUGGAGGCUGUACUCUGUUUCAAAGUUUGACCUCAAGUUCUGUGUCGUCUACGGUUUCUUUCUACAUCCCCGGGUUUAUUAUGCUGGGGAUCUAUCAAAAGAUCUUUCUCGUAGCACAGCACCAGGCACGGUCCAUUCAGAGCUCAGUCUCUCAGGCUGCGAGGCCAGAAAAGGGCAAAGCAACUCCUAGCAAAGUGGAGCGAAAAGCCACCAAGACCCUGGCCAUAGUUAUGGGCGUCUUUCUUUCAUGCUGGACUCCCUUCUUCAUCUGUAAUAUCAUCGACCCCAUCGUUGAUUAUUCUACUCCACCUGUGCUGUUUGAUAUGCUGGUGUGGAUUGGCUAUUUAAACUCCACCUUUAAUCCAAUCGUUUAUGCAUUCUUUUACACAUGGUUCAGGAAAGCAUUCAAAAUGAUAAUACUCUGUAAAGUAUUUCAGCAAGAUUCAUCAACAAUAAAUUUGUUUAUUGACUGA